Messenger RNA from Onthophagus taurus, 1831 nucleotides. RefSeq lists its product as uncharacterized. Gene Ontology annotation, biological process: multicellular organism development; proteasome-mediated ubiquitin-dependent protein catabolic process. Gene Ontology annotation, molecular function: zinc ion binding; ubiquitin protein ligase activity; ubiquitin conjugating enzyme binding. Gene Ontology annotation, cellular component: cytoplasm. Lineage: Eukaryota; Metazoa; Arthropoda; Insecta; Coleoptera; Scarabaeidae. The record is from RefSeq and is a predicted model, not a curated record.
ACUUGAAAACAAAAUAAAAAAAGUCACAAAUAGAUUAGAUCGAAAAUGAUAACUGUUUAUCUCUCGGCUGGAGAGAAUUAAGUCAUCCAGCUCUGUCCCCAACAAGUCAGUCUGGCAAAAUGUGUGAACCAGCUCGGUUAUUUCUACCUUUAGAAACGUUAGAAAAAUUAGUGUGUUCUGAAUGCAAAGGGUAUUUACGUUCCGGUCCAAUUAAAGUCCGAUUAGAUGGUGAGAGUGUAUGCGGAAAAUGUUCUGUAAAUCCAAAACAUUCGGCGCCGUUAAUUCACCACAAAGCAUUCGAGGAAAUUAUUCAACUAAUUAGUUUUCCAUGUAAAUAUUACAAGUUUGGAUGUCCUGAAUACAUUUUAUACGAUGACAACACAAAACACGAAGAUUCCUGUGCGUUUCGAAUCUAUUAUUGCCCCGGAGAUCGAUUGGGUUGUUAUUGGAAAGGAACAAGUGUUCAAUUAUUGGAACAUUACCGAGAAAAACAUUUGGAACUGUUCGCUACAACAACAACUUUUGAAAUAGAUUUAACCGAAGAUAUUGAAGAAUCUAAACUUUACACGCAAGAUAACGUAAGUUUUCUUAUUAAAUUCAAAGUUUCUAAAGAAGAUGGAAAAUUUUGGAUCAUUAUUGAACAUCUUGGGCAUAUUGAAGAGACGACUCCGGUUACUUACAAAAUAACGUUACAUACUUCAGAAGAAAAUGGAUUAAAAAUGGUUAUGAAAGAGAGAAAAACUUCCUACGCGCCGCGUUAUACAGUUUUUGAUGUUAAAAAUUUCCAAGUUGUUGACAUUAAUUCGCUUUUAACUAUAUUAGAAAACCCGGAAAAUAUUUACUGCUCAAUAGAACUAAAAAUACCUCCUCAACUCAUUCAAGAUAUCGAAUCUAAGUUGCAAGCAAUUAAAUGUCCUCAUUGUUUAAAAUAUAUGACACCACCAAUAUACAUUUGCCAAGAGAGUCACAAUUCCUGCGAAGAUUGUGUUGGGUAUAAUAAAAAAUGUAAAAGUUGCAACAAAGAGAAUACUUAUUUCACUCGACAUCAAUCUCUCGAGGUCACAUCAGCAAGUUCUCAAUUACCGUGUAGAUGGACAUCGUGUAAAUUUGUUGGAGAUUUCACCAAUAUUCGAAAACACGAAAAAACUUGCCAUCAGCGUCGAUAUAAAUGUCCCCGUUGUUACAAUUGGCAUGGUUCCUACGAGCAAAUAACCGAACAUUUCGAAAAAGAACACGAAACCCAUCCACUUCUGUUAACAAAAAAAGUAUCAAUUGCAAGAACAACUAGAGUGUACGAUUUUUAUCUUUUAGUAUUUGGCGAUAUUUUUGGGUGUUCCGUAUUUUCAACUGACGAAAACGAAAAGAACUUUUCCCUUUGGUAUUAUGGCUUACCAACAUUUUACGAUAAAUACGAGUAUCGUAUUCAUCUAGCAGAUAAAAACGAGGAAGAUGAUUCACAACCGGAAAUUAUUAAAACAUAUAAAUUACAAAAGUGUUGCGCUACCGAAAAUUGCUUUUCAUUUAAUUUAAAAAUUCCUAAUGAAGAUAUGACAAAACACGAUUACCCAGAAAGUUUGUAUUUCAUUUUUGAAAUAGUCGAACGAAUUUAAUGGUUGUUCUUGAAUGUAGUAUUGUUUCAUUCCACUUAGAAAUAAAGUACACCUAAGUAGUUAUUUUUAAACACUUUAUUUUGAGUGUAGAUAUCGGUAUUAGAAAAUAUGUGAUAGAGAUAAGAUGUGAUUUAUACAAUGACAAGAAUGAUUUAUCUGUUAUUGUAUAAUUUUUGGUAUCAGUUGGUUAAUAAUACAUACUUUAUAUUUUAAUGCGUUUA